ACUCGCUCCAUUGAGGAUUGGGCCAUCCAAUUAGCAUGGCCCUUUAUCGUUCAUCGUCAUCUCUACGACUGAGCUACCCGGUGCACCUUGGUGCAGAGCCAGUGUGGAUCGAAAACCCCGAUUUCGUCAUCGGCAGCGCGUUGCCGCGGUAUGUGAAAGCUCAUCUGGUGCCCCCACAAAGUGGCGUCGACAGUGCACCACCCCACAACGUUGUGUAUGUCCAAACGACCGUAAAUGGCGCGACCAUGAACCUCGAGCUGUCUCGAGAUCGAGUGUGGCCCAGGGAAGAAGACGAACCAGAUAAUGGGGUCGACAAUCUCGUCAACUUGACACAUAUCAACAACCCGUGCAUUUUGCACGCGUUGUAUACUCGCUUUAUGGCCAAAAACAUGUUUACGCAUGUCGACAAUAUCUUGCUGGCGUUGAACCCUUGGGGAAUGAGCAAAGGGCAAUGUGACGUUACUACUCAAAACUACGAGCCCCUCCGGGCAAUGUUGAAGGGGGCGUUGAGGAAAAUGACUCCUGCCGUUGCUGGGGGAGGUACCUACCACCACAGCGUCCUGCUCUUGGGGGACAGCGGGUCAGGCAAGUCGUAUAUCGCCAAUGCUAUCCUUCACCAUUUGGUGGAGCCAUCAUCCCCAACCAAGAACCACGUCAAUGUUACUAGUGUCGCGAUGACUGAGGGCAUUACAUCCCCGCUGUCGUUGGGGUCGAAAUUGUUGGCUGCCAUGACGAUACUGGACGCAUUUAGCAAUGCUGCUACGGAUGCAAACACCGAGUCGUCGCGGUUUGGAAGGGUGGUCAAGGUUGGGUUGGACAGCCAAAACGCAUUGGUUGCUGCGACUAUUCAAUGCUUUCAAGUCGAGUCGAGCCGCAUUACUGGGUUUCACACACUCACCAAGUCCGGCAACACCACCGCUUUCCACGUUUUGCAUCUCCUGCACCAAACACAUCGCAAGCAAGACGAACAAUUCGUAGAGCAGCACUCGAACAACAACGAUACGCUGGGCCAGCUCAAGACUGCCAUGGCCACCUUGCACUUAUCGCCGAGUGUGAUUUCGUCAGUGUUUAAGCUAUUGGAAGCUAUCGUCCUCUUAACACGACUAUCCACCAACGACAACGAGCGCGCCGUCGGUGAAGGAAUCGACGACACACGGCUAGAACUCAAUCAAGCCGAGGAAUGGGUGGGGGUCCCUGUUGGGACCCUUUGCGACAACUUUAAACCCAAGAGUGGCGCUUCCUUGCUCGAAGUGUGUCGUGUGCUGUACAUUCGAGUGGUUGGCUACGUAUUAAAGUCCAUCAACACCGUCCUCGAAAUCGACAACCAGUUGACGGUCAAGUCGAUUGACAUUGUCGACAUGCCCGGGUUUGAGGCUCUCAGCUCCACCCAUUCAUUUGAUUCGUUUUGCAUCAACUACGCCGACGAAAAAUUGACCCAAUUUUUCACGCAGUACAUAUUCAAGCUUGAAUAUCGCAUUUACGCUACCGAAGCCUUGACUGGUGUGCGCCGUGUGCCCUUCUACGACAACCAACGACUUGUGGAUUUGCUGGAUGCCAAGGCUAGCAGCAUUUUGCAAGUGUUGGGCGAAAUGUCUUGUGAUACGGCCUCGGACACCAAAACCGAGCUGGUUGAGAAACUCACGGCCCGAUUCCACCACACCCAGUCGCCGUACUUCAAACCGUCGUCCGAAUUGCCAUAUUCGUUUGUGAUUCAACACACUUCAGCGGAUGUCGAGUAUUCUGCGGCGGACUUUUACCAAGCGUACCAUGCUGCCACGUCACUGCCUUGCGAAUGGACCCGAGCGUUCAAGCUGUCGAUUGAUCCAAUUAUCGUCGCGAUUGUUUGUCCAGGCGAUGUAACCUCCAAGGACUUCUCUCAAAGCCAGCAGCAACUGCAGCCCCCAACGACUCGGUCCUCACGUGCAUGUGCAGACGUCGAGCGGCUCUUGCUGUCGCUGUGUAAAUCGGAACCCCAUUUUGUUCAGUGCAUCAAGACCAACACGACCAAGGCACGACAUGUGUUUGAUUAUAACGUCGUCCAACAGCAGCUCCAGCGUCAUGAUAUAUUGCACACUCUGCUGCUGCGGACGGACGGGUACAGCUACCGCGCGACAUAUGCAGAGUUCCUCGACCAGUAUUUGUGUGUCGAAGCGUUUACCCACCCUCGAUUGAUGGCUAUGCAACCGUCGGAUCUCGUCGCUUAGGAACGUCCGCUG
Aphanomyces astaci is the source of this 2216-nucleotide messenger RNA. RefSeq lists its product as hypothetical. NCBI's taxonomy places the organism in Eukaryota, Oomycota, Saprolegniomycetes, Saprolegniales, Verrucalvaceae. Gene Ontology annotation, cellular component: vesicle; cytoplasm; actin cytoskeleton. Gene Ontology annotation, biological process: actin filament organization; vesicle transport along actin filament. Gene Ontology annotation, molecular function: microfilament motor activity; ATP binding; actin filament binding. The record is from RefSeq and is a predicted model, not a curated record. The transcript has 14 exons. Bases 36 to 2204 code for a protein of 722 amino acids.